Hevea brasiliensis (rubber tree) is the source of this 1095-nucleotide messenger RNA. RefSeq lists its product as uncharacterized. Gene Ontology annotation, molecular function: protein dimerization activity. The transcript is spliced from 3 exons. The record is from RefSeq and is a predicted model, not a curated record. NCBI's taxonomy places the organism in Eukaryota, Viridiplantae, Streptophyta, Magnoliopsida, Malpighiales, Euphorbiaceae. The coding region runs from base 1 to 1095 and encodes 364 amino acids.
AUGGCAAUAUUACGAGGCUCAGGUUACGAUGUUACGAUGGGGCUACUUCAAUUAACCCUUGUUGCUGUUGCAAAAAGCGAUAUUCAUAUUGCAUCACUUUUUAAUAUGAUUGCUAGUUUGUUGAAUGUUGUUGGAGCCUCAUGUAAAUGUCGAGAUAUUCUUCGAGAAAGUCAAGCCACUGAAGUUUUUGAGGCAUUAAAAACUAGUGAAAUGAUAAGUUAUCGUAGAUUAAAUCAAGAAACUAGUCUUAAAAGAGCAACAGAUGCACAUUGGGGUUCACAUUAUGGUACAAUUCUAAAUUUGAUCAACAUGUCGUCAACUGUGGUAGAGAUACUUAAUAGUAUUGUUAAGGAUGAUACAAAUUCAGAGCAAAGGGCAGAAGCAUAUGGUCUAUUAGAAGUAAUACAAUCUUUUGAUUUUAUAUUUAGCUUACAUUUAAUGAAAGAAAAAAUGAUUCGUCUUGCUCAAUUUUAUCCAUGUGACUUUUCAUCAACGGAGCUUAUGGCACUUAAUAAUCAACUUGAAACUUAUAUUAUUGAUGUGUGUUCUAAUGAUGAGUUUUCCACAAUUAGGGGAAUUGGUGGUUUUGCUCAAAAGUUUGUCCAAACAAAGAAGAAUUUAGCAUAUCCACUAGUUUACUUGUUUGUGAAAUUGGCAUUGAUAUUACAUGUUGCAACUGCAAGUGUUGAAAGGGCAUUUUCUACAAUGAAAACUGUAAAAAUUCGAUUGCAGAAUUGGAUGAGAGAUCAAUUAUUGAAUGAUUCUUUGAUUACAUAUAUUGAGAAAGAUGUCUUUGAUAGUAUUGAUAAUAAAGCGAUUAUGCAACGCUUCCAGAAAAUGAAAACUCAUCGAGAAUAUCCACUAGUUUACUUGUUUGUGAAAUUGGCAUUGAUAUUACAUGUUGCAACUGCAAGUGUUGAAAGGGCAUUUUCUACAAUGAAAAUUGUAAAAAUUCGAUUGCAGAAUUGGAUGAGAGAUCAAUUAUUGAAUGAUUCUUUGAUUACAUAUACUGAGAAAGAUAUCUUUGAUAGCAUUAAUAAUAAAGCGAUCAUGCAACGCUUCCAGAAAAUGAAAACUCAUCGAGAACAAUUAUAA